Molecule: messenger RNA, 2527 nt
Organism: Trichobilharzia regenti
Lineage: Eukaryota; Metazoa; Platyhelminthes; Trematoda; Strigeidida; Schistosomatidae
Source: the annotation of a GenBank genome assembly
AUGCUGAAGCAGAGGAUUUGGGAUACGUCUCGAUCUCUUGGGCCUCAUGGGGAAAUCACUCUUAACCUUUCUAACUGUGCCUUGGAAAAUAUUGAAGAAGUGCCAAAUGAUAUAAAUAUCCUUAUCUUAGACCAAAAUUAUAUCCGUCGCCUUGAAAACCUUUCCAGUGUGUGUGGUUUACAACAGCUUUCAGCGGCUAAUAACAGAAUUUUACAAAUGCAUGGAGUUGCACAUUUAGCGAAUCUGGCUAUCUUGAAUCUACCGAACAAUGGAAUCGUCUCCAUUGAUGGUUUAAGCAGACUUACUCGUUUAAGGUGGCUCAACUUGUCAGGAAAUAAAAUUAAAGUCAUUGAACAAUUAGAGAAGAAUACAAACUUGAAGCAUCUUGAUUUAUCUGAUAACUACAUUUCUGAGCUUAGCGAUUUAUCAUUCUUAGUGAAACUGAAAACACUUCUCUUACACUGCAAUCAUAUUACUACCAUUCAAAAUGCAUCAAAAGUAUUGCCGAAAUCACUUGAAAUCAUAUCUCUGGCUAGUAAUGUGAUUUCAAAUAUUUUGGAGGUGCAAGAGCUAUCGUGCCUCACUAUGCUUACGCAGUUUUCCCUAAGGAAUAAUCCUUGUGCAGAAUCAACUGCAUACGACCACAAAAUGUUUGUUUUAGGAUGGUUACCGAACCUACAUAUGUUCGAUGGUUUCAAAGUGACGAGUGAAGAUGUUGAAAAGGCGAAAUACUUCAUAUCAGGAUUGAGGUUUUCCCUUACUCUACCUUCGAGUAAAUCUUCUCAAGAGUAUGACUACACUAUACAAAAAGAUCAUGUUAAUCAGUGCCAAAUGAAAACAACCUUUCCUAAAGGGAUUGAUCACAACUUAAACGGUGUGUGCAUUGACAAUCCACAGUCAUCAUAUGCUGAGUUGUCAACCCCUGACUCAUCUACAAUAAGCCAGAACUAUUCGUCAGAUUCACUUUUAAAUCGUAUGUCAGUAACCUGUAAUGGAUCGUGUGGAAAAUCUGUGUCUACAUUUAUCCCUUUGAAUGUUUCCACCGGAAGUCGAGAAAAUCACUUUUCUCAAUCUAUCACAUCAUUAACUACUGCCGUACUAAACAACGGCAAUAAUAAUAAUAAUAACAGUAAUAUUCAUGUUCAUCAAAGGAAAUACAGCCACGGACUAGAUUCUGCAUGUAAUAAUAUGAUGAAUUGUACAGACUCAACAAUUUCAAUUCAUCCAAAAGUAGUAAACAGUUGUAAUAAUGACAAGGAUAAAAGUCAGCGUAACACUCUGACCCCGUUAUCAUCAUCAUCCCUGUCACCAUCAUCGUUAUUGCCGUCAGCGCAUUUACUAGUGAAAAACACAAAUUGUUCAUCUGAUAAAAUUGUUAAAUCUACUCAAGAAGAAGAUCAAGUACUGGCAUGUGAAAGAAAGAAAAUAGUGGGAAAGCCGUAUACUACAGAAAAACGUGAAUCGUUAAUAUUAUCACCAAAUGAUACAUUAUUGUCUUCAAGGAAUUUUAUUCCGUUAAAUAAAACUAUUCAUCGUUCACAUUCACCAACAAAUUCUUUGUAUAAUUCAAAGACCAAUGCAACCUCGAAACCCCUGAAAGAAAGUCUUAUCGAUGGUGUCCAUUUAAUAGUUGAUGAUGAUGAUGGUGAAGAAGAAGAAAUAGAAGUAUUCACGAAAGGAACUGUUCAAACAACAAAGUUUAUUCAUCCCUUGGAAGAUAAUUUACAGCUUCAACCUCAAGAAGGUAAUAUAACUCACCAAAAUGGAAGUAGUAAUGCCAACAUGAAAAAGCCAUUGAUGAACAGCAAUUAUGAUGAUAAUGCUGACGGUCAGUAUUCAAGUUCAAUACUUCGGAAAGAUUUCAAAGAUGAAAUAAGUACUCAGAUUAUCAAGUUUCCUGAAUUAUGUUCAGGUUUGAAUACAAAUCAAACGAAUAAAAAUUCACAUGAUAAUAUCAUCGCUACGAAAUCUGAAAAAUUGACACAAAUAAAUCAUGACCUAAGAUCGCCUAACGAACAUAAUAAAAUUCCUCCUGAAUUGUGUCAUUCAGUAACUCCCACAUUGAAUGGAGAGAUCAAUACUAUUAAAAAUGGCACACCACUGCCUCUUACACAAGAUGUUGGUACAUUAACCGACUGUACGCCAUCGACAUCUUCACCGUCGUCAACACAACCAUGUUGUUCAGAUUGUUGUAAACAAAAGAAGUUUUUAGAGGAGAUUUUUUUACACUUCAAUUUAUGUCUACAAGAUCAGGCUGCGCUCAUUGAACUACAAUCAAAAUAUAUGUUAUCUCUGGUAAACGAAAACAGAACUACCCGGAACAUAUCCUCCCCCAGAUUGCCAUGUUAUGAAGUCACACUUACUGUGAGAUGACUAAUUGAUAAAUACUAUUCUCUUGUCCCUUCACUCCCCCAGGCUAAAGUAGGCAAAGCCUUAUGUGAAGCCGGGACUGAAUUGUCUGAAUGUCAAGUGUUGCAGCCAGUGAAAAAUAUCUGCAAAUGACUUACUCAGUCAAACCAUAUUCGGA